GGCAGUUUCCCUGAGGAAACGGGAAGGAAUGGAGGAUUCGGAAGUUUUUCUUUCCGCAGAUUGUACAAGCCAGCUGCCUUUUUGCUCGUUGAUAGACGAUCUUUCUGCUAAUCCUGGCUUUGCUAACUUCCUUAUGCAUCUGAAAAAUCAUAUCGAUUCUUCAGGGAUGAGCAUCGCUUUGGCCCAACCAUUGGAAGAGGCCAGGGAAAUGCUGCAGGCGCACCGUGCCAACUGGUUAAAGUCGGCAACCUUCCUUUGGUUUUUGCGGGAGAUUGUGCUGAAGCCGGGAGCCAAUCCCACCCUCCUGGAACAAAAUUUCUCAGAAACCCUGGACCAGCAGCUGCUAGUAAUGGAGCUUAAACGGACGCUCACUCUCUGUUUGCCCAAGCAAAAUGUCUGUCUGAAUAUCUUAGGCCUGGAAGCCCAGCAUUUAACCGAGUUUCUGCCUCCUCACCAGGACCUGGAAGAAAUGCAGAAAAAGCUCCCAGCCGAGGUGGGGAAGACUCUGAAGGCCAACUGUUUGGAAUUGCUCAGUUACUAUCAUCCCAACACUGGAGACAUUGGAGCUGCAACUCAGAUGAUUAUGUUUGGCAGCUUGGCGGAGCGUUUAGCCUUUGACAAGCAGCAACUGAAGGAGGCCAGAGCUCAGGAGGAACAGCUGAACGGGUGUCUGGACCAACAGAAACCAUUUUAUUCCCAGGUCUUGGGGCGUUGUUUGGGCCUCUUGAAACAAUUGGCCCAGGAGUUUCGCCUUGGUGCCCAGUCCAACCUGGACCAGGUCCUCAUCCAGUAUAUGGAGAUAAAAACCAAUGCUUUGUUGCUGAAGAUACGGGUCGAGAAAAUGAAGAUCCUGUUGGAAACUUACACACCUGAGAUAGUGAACGUGCAUCAGAUGGUCAGGGACGAACUGCAGGAAAGCUUGAGCAAGGAAGAAAUAGAUCUAGCCACUUUCCGCAAUGUCCUUUCGAAAUACGAGAUCCUAGGGCCGGAAUUUGAGAAGUUAGUAGAAGAAUACACCAAGUUGCAUGAAAUUAUUCAGAACCGCCGAUGGAUGCUGGCCGAACUGAACAAACACUGAAGGAGGCCGCGGCUCGCACAGUUCGUUUGUGGACAGUUGAAACGGUGCACAAUAAAUGUCUCACACAGUAAAAAUAGAAACGUCUGGAUUUCUUUCUUCUUGUUGCCCGCUCACAUCGCCACAACACAAAGACAUAAUUUUGAAAUUAUUGAGUUCUGACCCAGCUCCCCAAAUAUGACAAAAACCCUCUGAAGU
Molecule: messenger RNA, 1273 nt
Organism: Notechis scutatus (mainland tiger snake)
Lineage: Eukaryota; Metazoa; Chordata; Lepidosauria; Squamata; Elapidae
Source: RefSeq, a predicted model, not a curated record